AUAUUUAAGGAUUUGAUGCAACUACAUCAUUUUUUCUUUCAUUUUCAUAGGCCAGCAGAUAUACCAGAAAUUCUUUGGUUUGAAGAAGAAAAUGAAUUAAUUCGUAGUUGUGGAGUACUUUCUUCGGCACUUGGACUUCGCAAAAGUUUUAGCACGAGCGACGUAUCUCAACUGCCAAGUCCAGAUAUAUUGGGGCCGAAUGGGUUGCGAUCAGCUGUAUCUACUUUGGCCCUUAACACUGCCCAAAGAAAUACUUUGCUUUUGGAACAUGCACGACUUGAUCAUGCUUCGAGAUCCUGCAGCACAUGGGUUGCUGUUGGUGAACCAGUCGCUAAUACAUCGCAACUUCCUAGUCCUCAUGGCGGAGCUAUGCAAGAACAACAAUGUCAGCAACAAACAUCCAGUUCUCAAUCAGCUCAACAACCUUCUACUGCAUCACAUCCAUCCAUACCUUUCACAGGAGCUGAUUUUGUUAGGUCUGUGAAUAAGAAGGUUCGCCAAAAUUAUAUACGUCGAAGGUUGGUUUAAGAAUUAUUAAUUAUUAUUCAAUUUUAUAUUUUCUUCGUAAAUAUGCAGAAUAAAAAAAGAUAAUAUUGCUUAUGAAACUGAUUUGGCCUCUGGAUAAAUAGAGAUCGGUCACAAAAUAGAUCACAAAAUAGAUUUUGACCUUGAUACUCAAGGUAUUUGUUUAUUGUUCUGUAUCCUACUUAUUACAAGAUUAAAUCUCAGUUAGUUUCUCAGUUAUUUUUAAUUCUUGUUUUAGUUUAAUAUAUUACAUUCCUAUCUUAGUUAUUUCUAAAUCAUAUCUUAAUUAAAUCUCAGCAUAUAGUACUGGAAUUAUAUAGUGCAACUUAACCAUUCUCUUGAAAGUUAUAUUAAAGUGUCAUUAGCUGUUAGACUAAGUAGAUACAUAAGUAAUUUUAUCAUUUCAUUCUUCACCAACAUACUUUGGUAAUGGUAUCAAUUAUGGAAUUGAUGCCAUCUAUUAGUAUGGUAUGUAAAAAUUCACUUUGUGUUAUUGAUAAAAUAUAUGCAAAUUCAAUAAAAAAUAAUGGAAAAGUAAUGGAAGAAUGGAAUAAUGGAAGACAAUAAGUUUCAAUCGAUUAAAAAUUUUGGAACUAGUCAAGAAAAAUGUGAUGGACUAUAACAGUUAGUGCAGUUAUGUUGUAAACAUAGAGAUUGUAACUGAUUUUAACUUGUCAGUCUGUGCAGGUAAAUAAACAAGGUCAAUAUUAUUGUCAAUGAUCCCUACUCACAAAUUUACAAUUUCUGAAUCGUGGGGGGAGGAUUGAAAAUUCUAUUUGCCCAAAUUAGCAUUCUUUUGACUUAAAUGGUUGCUAUUGGAAAAGCCACUUUUAUAAAUGAAUAUAGCGAUAAGCUGUAUUAUACAAAGCCAUCAUUAAUGGAUAUGCACGUACGACAACGAAACGUUUGAUGUUCAGCAGGAGACUGUGCUAAAAGUUUUUGACUGAAGUACUGAUCGAGUCGCUAAAAAUUAUAAUAACUUGAAAUUUUUUCUAGGCAUAAUACUGUUCCGUUAUUCAUUAAUUUUCUGUUGUUUCAAUAAUGGCACGAAGCAGUACGAGAACAUUUCUAUGUCAACUAUAAUCUGAUCGGAUCAUAUUAAAUUUAAUUUACUUUACUCUCCAAAUAUGAAUAAUAGGUUGAUUAACCACUAUUAUAUUUUAUUAUGGUAUUAUACAUUCUUCACAGUAAAUAUCCAAAUGGUUGUCUUUAUUUACGUCAUAUGUGACAUUGAAAUGUAAACACAAUAGAACCUCCAUUAAACCGUUUCAUGAAGAACCAAAACGCAUUAGAUAAUCGAGACUUAAGUUAUACGCGCACUAGCUACAAUAUGUCCGACAACAGUUUUGUAGUUUACGAAAAGAGUAUUCAUCUUGCGCGCAUUUGCCGAUGCGACUACAACUUGCCUUUUUCAAACCUUCUUGUUACUAGAAAAGAAAAAAUUGAACUUUUGAUUGAUGUGAGCAAGAGUGAAAAAAUUCGCGCGCAACAAAUUGUCGCUAGUGCGUGUAUAGCCUUAGAAAGAAAAAUUAAAAAUUUAUAUGCACGAUAGGCAUGUUAUUUCAUAAGAAAUGCAGUUGCUUGUUUGUAUAUAUACAUAAUAUCUAACAUAUCACAAUACAUAACAUACACAUCUAUUUAUUAUUCAUAUACAUAGAUAAUUGUAUCUACAGGUGUCUCAUUUUAAUCAAUCCACACAAUUAUUUCUUAAAAUAUUCAUUAUUCGGAAAAAAUGUUUAAAAUUUACUUUAUUUCAAUGGGGACAUCUUGUGAUGAUGACAAAUCUUAUUUAAAUGGAUGUGUUCCGAAAUAUCAAGGUGAUCUUUGUUUUUUCUUAAAUGGAAUUAUACAUUCCUUUAUACACCAUUCAAUGUAUAUUUUAAUUCUGUUCAAAAAGUUAUUAAGAUACUUGGGUCAAAAAAUGUUUAGUUUAAAAGACAUUUUAGCUUUAAUGUUGUAAAACUUAUCAUAUAAAUGAUAAGAAACGAAAACGCAAUACUUUUUUGUUUGUGUUUUCCUUAUCUUACAUAUGAUAAUUUCUGCAACAUUAAAGUUAAAAUAUCUUUUAAACUAAUCAUUAUUCGAUCCAAGAACUUUAAUACUUUUUGCAGAAUUAGAAUGAGAAUCAAAUGACGCAUAAAAAAACAUAUAGUGGCAUUUUAAAAAAUAAAGGUUA
Molecule: messenger RNA, 2701 nt
Organism: Bombus impatiens (common eastern bumble bee)
Lineage: Eukaryota; Metazoa; Arthropoda; Insecta; Hymenoptera; Apidae
Exons: 1
Coding region: 16-528 (170 amino acids)
Source: RefSeq, a predicted model, not a curated record